AUGCGCGAGUACAAGGUGGUGGUGCUGGGCUCGGGCGGGGUGGGGAAGUCGGCGCUCACGGUGCAGUUCGUGACCGGCACCUUCAUCGAGAAGUACGACCCCACCAUCGAGGACUUCUACCGCAAGGAGAUCGAGGUGGACGCCUCCCCCUCCGUCCUGGAGAUCCUGGACACGGCGGGCACCGAGCAGUUCGCCUCCAUGCGGGACCUCUACAUCAAGAACGGGCAGGGCUUCAUCCUCGUCUACAGCCUGGUCAACCAGCAGAGCUUCCAGGACAUCCGACCCAUGCGCGACCAGAUCAUCCGCGUCAAGAGGUAUGAGAAGGUGCCAGUAAUUCUGGUUGGUAAUAAAGUGGACCUGGAAAGUGAGAGAGAAGUAUCAUCAAGUGAAGGCAGAGCCUUAGCUGAAGAAUGGGGCUGCCCCUUUAUGGAGACCUCUGCUAAAAGUAAAACAAUGGUGGAUGAGCUUUUUGCGGAAAUUGUUAGACAAAUGAACUUGCAUAAGCCCUCAAAAAAAAAAAAACCAAACAAAAAACCCCCAAAAACCCCGCAAAUUUGAAACUGACUUGGAAGUGCAUGUUAUGCAAUGUUAUCUACAGAGAUGUUAAAAUCUUACCUCACAGAUUGUUCAUCAACCAAGAAAAUGGCAUGAAGUACAAUAUGAACAGCCUAACAUGAAGUUCAUAGUAUAAAACAGAUGGGCUUUUAAUAUAGGAAAAAUUGCACAGUAAAUUUUUAACAAAAUAUUAAUGAAAAUAUCUCCCAGUCUUGUUUCUUCAUUACACUCUUAUAUUUUUGAAAACAUAGGCCAUAUGUAAGCUACCACACAACGUGGCGGGGGGGGAAGCAUAAGUGUUGUUUUUCAUUGUAUAGUUCUGAGGAAGUAGUUAUGCACUAUUUGUAUUUCCACUAAUGUGAAGAUAGUGGAGCUUGAAUCAAUGACAGUUGCACUUGACAGAGAUUUUUCAAAUUAUAGGGGUAGCAGAAAGGGAGGUAAGUGAGCCACGCAGCAGCUGCCUGGCCACCCUGCGGGAGUCAUUGGUCUUGGGUCACUGUUUCAUUUGUACCCUGAUAGGAUUACCGAUUAUAGUAUUUGAAAGUUUCUUAUAACAUGCCUUAAAAUAUUAUGAUUUGUUCCAAAGACCCACUUUUUCCUUUGGCUGUUCUUGUAGAGCUUUGUACUUUUCUACAAAGACAGCAUUUCUCCAGUUUUGUUGUUGUUGGUUUGUUGUUUUUUUUUUUAAAAAAAAAACAUUGCAACUUUUAUUCUUUUAAGCUAUGAUAGUGAGAGCAACUGUUUCCUCUUUCCCUUAAAAAUACACACAAAAACUAGUCAAAGCAGACAAACCAGAAUCGGAUCAAGAGUAUUAAACAUAAUGGCAUUGGGUUUGGUUUUGGUUUGUUUUGGUGUUUGGUUUUUGUUUUGUUUUGUUUUUUUCUCCCCUGUCCUGUCCUGUCUGUCCCCCCGCCUGCCCCUUCAGAGCAUCAAAAAAAUUUUGGUGACAUUUUCUGUUCUGGUUCUAGCCUCUCCCUAACCCCAGUGCUACAGUUGCCAUUACUUUUCUGUGGGAAAACUACUGGUAUUUGCUUUCCUGUAUAGAAUGUUGCCUAAAGAUGUCAGCCAUUUGGUUGGGGGGUUUUGUGCAUGUUUGUUUUUUUGUUUUGUUUUUUUUUUUUUACCAGUGUGCUGUCAAAGCACUGGUUAGGCUUUAAUUGUGAAACUCCGCAACAAAAGCAAAUGUUUGACAACUGCAGGAGGCUUUUAUCUGCAUUGUUGUGCAUCUGUUAAUUCUUGAUCAGGGUUUGAAGCAAGACUGAAGUGGGUUCUGGAAUCAGGCUUAACGCUGUUGAUUUGGAGUUUCCUAGGGGUGAAUUAAUGUAUUUAACAGUUAAUUGUUGAGCUCUAAUACAACUGGCAACUUAAAAUGGGGCAACAGUUUGUUUUGUAACAAUGUCAGUUGUUUAAACCUUGAUGUUUCAAAUAAAACAAGAAUUGUACAUAGAACUCAAUGCAAACUCAGCAGUUGUAUUUGGAGUUAAAUUAUUUUAACAAAUAAAUUUAUUUAAUGA
Messenger RNA from Gymnogyps californianus (California condor), 2069 nucleotides. It is a transcript of the gene RAP2A, whose product is annotated as RAP2A, member of RAS oncogene family. Bases 1 to 558 code for a protein of 185 amino acids. NCBI's taxonomy places the organism in Eukaryota, Metazoa, Chordata, Aves, Accipitriformes, Cathartidae. The record is from RefSeq and is a predicted model, not a curated record. The transcript is spliced from 3 exons. Gene Ontology annotation, cellular component: plasma membrane. Gene Ontology annotation, biological process: negative regulation of cell migration; Rap protein signal transduction. Gene Ontology annotation, molecular function: GTPase activity; GDP binding; GTP binding.